This is a messenger RNA of Penicillium brevicompactum, 1464 nucleotides long. Its product is annotated as tRNA dimethylallyltransferase. Gene Ontology annotation, molecular function: tRNA dimethylallyltransferase activity; ATP binding. Lineage: Eukaryota; Fungi; Ascomycota; Eurotiomycetes; Eurotiales; Aspergillaceae. Gene Ontology annotation, cellular component: mitochondrion. The record is from RefSeq and is a predicted model, not a curated record. Gene Ontology annotation, biological process: tRNA modification. The transcript has 2 exons. The coding region runs from base 1 to 1464 and encodes 487 amino acids.
AUGCUCUCGGCGACACGCACAUUCUUCUCCUUACCUGCCCUACCUGCUCUACGAUCUGCUCGAAUGGAUCCCCUCAUAACUGUUCUCGGGGCCACAGGCACCGGCAAGUCCAAGCUUGCCGUGGACUUGGCCUCUCGAUUUAAUGGUGAAAUUAUCAAUGGCGAUGCGAUGCAGAUGUAUCGCGGGCUCCCCAUCAUCACAAACCAGAUCCCAAUCGACGAACGAAACGGAGUCCCCCACCAUCUCCUCAGCUGCAUUGACCUGGACGCAGAAGCGUGGCGCAUAGGCCUGUUCAAGCGCGAAGCCCUCCGAAUCAUAGACGAUAUUCGGUCACGCGGCAAGAUUCCUAUCCUGGUCGGAGGUACACACUAUUAUACGCAAGCAGUGUUGUUUCGAGACCAGCUCGUGGGCGAAGGGGUGGACGACGAAGGCGAGCGCGAGCAGCUCACCGAGUUUAGCUCCACGUCAAAACAAUGGCCGAUCCUUGAUGAGCCGGCUGAUGUUCUGUUGGAGAAACUGCGUGAGGUUGAUCCUGUCAUGGCUGCUCGUUGGCACCCAAAUGAUGGACGCAAGAUCCGUCGCUCGUUGGAGAUUUUUUUCCAGACCGGGCGACCGGCCUCGGAAAUAUACAAUGAACAGAAGGCGCAAAAGAAGGAGGCCCUGACACAGGAUGAAGGACUCCUGCGUUUCCCAAAUACACUGGUGUUUUGGGUCCACUCCGAUAAAGAAAUCCUCAAUGCGCGCCUGGAUGCCCGCGUUGAUGACAUGAUUGAGCAGGGCUUGAUGACCGAGGCGCAGAAAAUGUCAGAUUACUUACAGGAGCAAGCUGCCCAAGGCGUGGAAGUUGAUACGACGCGGGGUGUGUGGGUGUCCAUUGGAUUCAAAGAGCUGGCGAAGUAUUUCGAGGCUGUUCGCCAAGGGGAGCUGAGCGAAAAAGAGCUCGAAGAUAUGAAGCGGAAUUCCCUUGAACUUAUAAGAACGGCUACGCGACAGUACGGAUCUUCUCAGGUUAAGUGGAUUCGCAACAAACUGUGGCGGGCACUUACGGAAGCCGGCGAAACUCGCCGUCUAUACCUUCUGGACAGUUCAAAGGUCCAGGACUGGAGCGAGUGCAUCACGGAGCCGUCCGAGAAGAUUGUGCAAUUGAUGCUCCAGAAUGAAGCCACCCCUGAUCCUAAAUCGCUUUCUCAAUUGGCGGCAGAUGAAUUUGGCGCAAAAGAAGCCCAGGUUCGUCCACCGAAGGAUGGUAUUGAUAUAUGCUAUACCUGCGAGACCUGUAAUAAGACCUUGGCGGGCGAGGAUCAGUGGAAUAUCCACCUGAACAGCCAUAUGCACAAACGGGGUCUCAAGUCUGCAAGCAAGCGAAAACUUCGUGACGAGUACUUCCGACAAAAGGAAUUGGAAGCACUGGAGGGCGCUGAAAACACCAAAAAAGCUAAACAGGCUUCUGAGGAUGCCUCAUGA